AGGGCCGCCUCUCGGUUUCGCGGAGCGACUUGGCCUGCAACGACAGAUCUCAGAGCAGUCCGGUGGCUUGUUCAUUUGGAUCAGCAUCAUCUUUCGCUAUGUGAAAACGAGCAACGAGCCUUCGGUGUCGGUGCUGAAGGAAGUGUUGGAGGCUGCUCUCAACCGAACAGCAGCCUUCGCUGGGAUCAUGGACGACUUUUACAUGUUUGUAUUGAAGAAAUGUAACUGGGACGAUGAAAAGUUUGCUCAUGAUUACCCAAUUGUGUUGGGAGCAAUUUCAAUAUCGCAGCCGCUUUGUGUUGCGGUCUGGGAUGGCAUUUUAUCACCACUCCUUAAUUCCUCGGUCAAAUAUAUGUUGGACGAACUCGUGCCCCUUUUGCUCCGGAUUGCAGUCCCUCGCAUGCCAAUUCGUUUUGUCCAUCAAUCUUUCCGUAGCUUUAUCACGGACCAAGCUGGUUCGCUACCGUCCGGCCUUCGUCAUUACGCGGUGGACGCGUGGGAUGCGUGUGCCAAUAUGGCCAUGCGGUGCAUCGGAAUUUUGAGGGAGGGUCUUGGGUUGAUUAGAGAUCUGUGGAGAGAAAUCGAACUGCCGCGCAUCCCUUCUGAGACGCUAUCCGAGCACUUCCGUUGCGCAGUUGUCACAUCGUUUAUCAUCUCGAUCGAGUUCAGGAGCCGUCAGAGACCCUCCGGGGGUUGGUUCGCGCGUUUCUCGAUCAUCACAUAAUUCAAUGGGUGGAAGUUUGUUUGAGAUCUGGGCGGUACAUCAGCAUAUCGUCACUCCCCGAGUGGGCGAAGGUAUGAAUCAUCAUAUAGCAUUCACGA
Molecule: messenger RNA, 822 nt
Organism: Cantharellus anzutake
Lineage: Eukaryota; Fungi; Basidiomycota; Agaricomycetes; Cantharellales; Hydnaceae
Exons: 1
Coding region: 188-724 (178 amino acids)
Source: RefSeq, a predicted model, not a curated record